Chenopodium quinoa (quinoa) is the source of this 1098-nucleotide messenger RNA. Its product is annotated as F-box/kelch-repeat protein At1g80440-like. Lineage: Eukaryota; Viridiplantae; Streptophyta; Magnoliopsida; Caryophyllales; Amaranthaceae. Gene Ontology annotation, molecular function: protein binding. Gene Ontology annotation, biological process: regulation of phenylpropanoid metabolic process; negative regulation of cytokinin-activated signaling pathway. The record is from RefSeq and is a predicted model, not a curated record. The transcript has a single exon. Bases 1 to 1098 code for a protein of 365 amino acids.
AUGGAUUCGAUUAUUCCGGGUUUGAUCGAUGAUUUGGGUAGAGAGUGUUUGAUUCGAGUACCCUUUUAUGAACUUCCAACAGCAACAUCUGUUUGUAGAAACUGGAAGUAUGAAAUUAGUGUGCCGGAGUUUAUCCGGCAUCGAAAAGCGGCCGGAGUAGUCCGGCCGAUUAUUGUGUUAGCUCAAGCUCAGUAUGAGGGUCCGAUUCAAAAUUCUGAAUCGGACCCUGCUGUGAAGGAGCAUCCAUCUAGGCCCACGUACCAGCUUUCGGUUGCAGAACCAAAAGCUGGGGUGUGGGCCCAUUUACCCCCAAUUCCUGGGCAUCAUGAGGGAUUGCCCAUGUUUUGCGGGUUAAUUGGGUCUGGUUCAGAUCUUGUUGUCGUGGGAGGGUGGGACCCUGUGACGUGGAAGGCCUCGAAUGAUGUGUUUAUGUACAGUUUUUUGUAUGGCGGGUGGCGGAAGGGUGCGGAUAUGUCAGGUGUAAGGCGGUCCUUUUUUGGAUGCGCCGCAUCUGACGAUGAUCGGACGGUUUUGGUUGCUGGGGGACAUGACGAAGACAAAAACGCCUUGAGUUCCGCGAUGUUAUAUUACGUGGAAGAGGAUAAGUGGGUCUCACUACCCGACAUGUGCCGACCACGUGAUGAGUGUAAAGUUGUUUUCCACCGUGGCAAGUUCCAUGUCAUCAGUGGUUACCCAACGGAUAUGCAAGGGUGUUUCCAGAGGUCGGCCGAGGUGUUCGAUUGGUCCACUUGGCAGUGGGGCCCGGUGAUCGAGGAGUUUCUAGAAGAAGGUUCGAGCCCCGGGUUGUGCGUGGCCGGUCCUGACGGGCGUAUGUACUCGUGCAUAGGAAGGCGAAGUAGUGAUGUGGCAGUCUACCAAGGCGACAAGUGGCAGGUAGUCGCGGAGGUUCCUGCUGACGUGCGAAGCUCCCAAUGGUUGGGUUCUUGUGGCGAUAAGCUGGUAGUGAUUGGGUCUCCAAAAUUUGGUGAAGCGCAUAGUGGUUAUAUGUUGGAUUUGAAGAACUAUAAAUGGACUAAGCUUGAAAUGCCUACAAAGUUUUCAAGGCAUGUUCAAUGUGGUUUUGUUUUAGAACUUUAA